GGGACGCUUGGGUUCAGUGGGUGCCACAUAUCGACCUUCCGUGGCAACCGGGCAAAUCAAGUGCGGUCCUUUCUCCAUCGAGAAUACGCCAUCCUUCCAUCUUUCCCCAUCAAGGCAUGCGCAUCGCCGUAUACUACUCUCAAAAUGCCCCUGAGUCUCCCGUCAACCAGAAAGGCGUGCCGCCAACUGGGCCCGACUUUGCAGCCACCCUCACGCCAUGCCUGCCAUUCUCUCAGCCCCGGCGCUUCCCUCCACGUGGGUGUCCUUGAGCCACCCCAAAGUCGACGAAAUCAGUGCACGGGUCGAUGGCUGGUUUCUGCAACAUUGGCCCUUUGCAAAUGAACAGGCAAAAAAGAGAUUCCUUGCCGCCGGCUUUUCCCGUGUCACGUGUCUGUACUUCCCAUUGGCCCGCGAUGAACGCAUUGCCUCCGCAUGCAAGCUUCUCACCAUCCUAUUUCUGAUAGAUGACAUCCUUGAGGAGAUGUCAUUUGAUCAAGGCAGGGUGUACAACGAGCACCUGAUGCCCAUUGCCGAAGACAAAGUGAAGCCAGAUCCUUCGGUUCCAGUUGAAUGGAUGUUCCAUGCCAUCUGGGACGAGAUGCGUCAAAUCGACCCAGAACUCGCAGAGAGCAUUCUAGAGCCGGUUUUCGUCUUCAUGCGUGCUCAGACCGACAAGUCGCGGGUGAGCAUUGACCAACUAGGCAGUUACCUUGUGUACCGCGAAAGAGACGUAGGCAGCGCUCUUCUAUCUGCACUCAUGCGAUUUUCCAUGGAUCUGCGGCUAGACCCCAAAGAUCUCGUGGCAUUACGUCCUAUCGAGCAAAACCAUGCGAAGCACAUUGCGAUAGUCAACGACAUAUACAGCUGGGAAAAGGAGUCAAGGCAGGCGCAAAAAUGCGCGCAGGAAGGCUCUGUACUCUGUUCUGCAGUUAAAGUCAUGGCGGAUAACGCUGGACUGGAUAUUGAGUCCUCGAAGAAGGUCCUCUGGUCCAUGGUUCGCGAGUGGGAGAUCAAGCAUGAUGCGUUGUGCAAUGCGCUUCAUGACGCGCCAGAUCUUAUUGAUACGCUAGCGUUGUACGUGGAAGGCCUGAAGUAUCAAAUGAGUGGGAACGAGACUUGGAGCAUGACGACUCCAAGAUAUCUGGUUAUAGAGUGAAAUUUUGAUACCAUGAUAGACAUUAAGAGUUUAG
Messenger RNA from Trematosphaeria pertusa, 1190 nucleotides. RefSeq names its product Aristolochene synthase in complex with 12,13 Difluorofarnesyl diphosphate. Bases 218 to 1156 code for a protein of 312 amino acids. Lineage: Eukaryota; Fungi; Ascomycota; Dothideomycetes; Pleosporales; Trematosphaeriaceae. The transcript has 5 exons. The record is from RefSeq and is a predicted model, not a curated record.